AUGUCUCAUUCGCCCCCCAUCAAUGCACAAGAUCCAAGCUUUUCUAAUCCCAGCAUAGCCCAAUGCACCUCCAGCCUCCUUCCUCUUGUUCCUUGUGCACCAUUUGUGCAAGGUAUUUCUGCGUCCCCCGGACAGCCAUGCUGUGACAACCUUGAAUUGCUCUACGCACAAGUCCCGCGUUGUCUCUGUGUUUUGCAGAAUGUCUCCUCAACUUUGACCUCCUUCCCCAUCAAUAGGACACUUGCCCUGCAGCUUCCUGCCCGCUGUACCCUUCAAGUCAAUGUCUCUGAUUGCCCAGGGGUAAAAUUGCCAACCAAUUCACCUCCUACUCAAGCGUCCAAUGGGACGAUGGGCAGCCCAACCGUUGCUGCUUCCCCAAUAGUUCCAGUGACACCAAAACCCAGCGUUAUAGGAUUUGGACUUGCAAGAAGCGAAGCCAUUAAUUUGAAGGCAGGGGAUGGUCUUACUCGUAUAGCAUGUAGAUUAGGUGGUUUUGUUUAUAGCUUAGAUGCAGGCUCUCCAUCUGUUCAGAAACAGAGAUGUGGGAAUCUCAGUUAA
Neltuma alba is the source of this 558-nucleotide messenger RNA. RefSeq names its product non-specific lipid transfer protein GPI-anchored 1. The transcript is spliced from 4 exons. The record is from RefSeq and is a predicted model, not a curated record. NCBI's taxonomy places the organism in Eukaryota, Viridiplantae, Streptophyta, Magnoliopsida, Fabales, Fabaceae. Bases 1 to 558 code for a protein of 185 amino acids.